This is a messenger RNA of Ciona intestinalis (vase tunicate), 1672 nucleotides long. Its product is annotated as prefoldin subunit 2-like. Gene Ontology annotation, cellular component: prefoldin complex. The record is from RefSeq and is a predicted model, not a curated record. Lineage: Eukaryota; Metazoa; Chordata; Ascidiacea; Phlebobranchia; Cionidae. Gene Ontology annotation, biological process: protein folding.
GUGAAUGUUGUACAAGACUAGUGAUGUGCUUGUCUAUCUCCAUGAUUGUGAUGUUAUAAAUAACUAUAUUGUUAACUUGUAUGACUGUGUUGUUCAUGUAUAUAUAUAUAUAUACAAUGUUUUUUCUAAAAUUCACUUUACAUUACUUACAUACGGUAGUAUCUAACAAAAGCAGAUGUUUUUUGAAUCACUGUCACAACUGCCUGCUCAAAAAACUUUACUGUUAAUAUUAUUCAUCCAUGUUUAUUUUUAAUUAAAUGUACUGUUUUCAUGCCUUCUUUUGCUCAGUAGAAAACACUAUCUCCAUUGCCCUUUAAUCUGCACUAAUUUUAUCUGGAGAGUUUGUACUCAAUCUUGCCAGGUCGUUGUCACUAUUUAAAUGUUACAGUUUCCAUUUAUUAGUAGAAAACUAUUAUUCCAGGCAAUACUAUAACUAACAAACUGUAUUAACUAAGUAUUCGUACAUUUAAUAUAUCAAUACGCUGGAUGGCUGCUUGCCAAGUACAGGGACAAUCUUUCUUAUUGUAACAUGAUAUAUUAUUUAUCACUAUCAGUUCAAACUGUGCAAUAAGAUCAUUUCUAAGAAAUAGAUUGAAUACUACUGUUUUCCCCAUGACUCUCAACUUAUCAUUUAAACUAUUAAACUAAUCUUCUGUGCCUUUGUUUGUCUUAGCAGUGUGGUCAUUUCUAUGCAGUAAAAAACUUCUUUACGUUUAAAUGAAACCAAAUUUAAAUAAAGAAUAAACGGAUCAAUAUGUUAAAAUAUCUUUGACCCUGAGUUUUUUAAGCUCUUUAAAGAAUUGCUGCCUCUACCUAAGUCUAUUUCACCCAUGUUAGACAACUGCUAUUUCUAUAUUUACUAUUGUUAUUAUUAAUAAUUAAUUAUAUAUAAAUUUCUUGUAUCACUUAUUACUUUGGUGUUAUAGAACAAAGUUUAAAGUCUUGCUGCAAGACAUUGUAAUAACAUUAAACAUGAGUGACAAAAAGCUAACGAAGGAAGAAAUUGUGGAAGGCUUCAAUAAACUAAGGCAGGAGCAACGAACAUUGGCAACCAGGAUUGCUCAAAUGGAGUCUGAUAAAGGGGAACAUGGUCUUGUAAUAGAAGCAUUGGAACAGGUGAAUGGUGAUCGAAAAUGUUAUCGACUAGUUCAUGGGGUGCUAGUUGAACGAACUGUUAAGGAGGUACUACCCGCACUCAGCCAAAACAAGGAACAAAUAACAAGCUAUGUUGAAAUGCUCACUAAACAACUUGUUGACAAAGGCAAAGCGUUGAAUGCCUAUCGUGUCAAACAUAAUGUUUCUGUACGUGGUGAAAAUGGUGACGGCGAAAAACCUAAAUCCGAAGAAAAUUCAAAUUCCAAAUCUGCGUCUGGAGUUUUGGUUUCAAAUUAAUCGAACGCAUGUUUAUUUUGUGUGUUUUUUUGUUAUGUCAUUGUUGCAUUCUUCUGCACACGCUUUGUUCCAUUUAAAAAAAACACUUCAAAUCGUUGCAAAUUUUUAUAUUCAACAGGGGUUCAAAUUUCAUAUGUUCAUUUCUACUCGAAAAAUAUUAUUCCUAUGAAGUGUUAUAGAUGCGGAUGCCGGAUAAAACUAGUUCUGUAUUAGACUGGCUUUUAAAACUACUUCUGAGAAUGAGUUUUGCAAAUGAAAAUACAUUUAUUUUGAAAAUGUG